AUGUGCUGGUUCAGGAAUGGACUUAUGCAACUAUCAUUUGGGAACAUGACAUUGGAGCUCAACAUAUUCAACAUAUGCAAGCAGCCUGCAAACAAUGAAGAUGACAAAGAAGUUUACAUGAUCGAGACAAUUGUACAAGAACAUAAUGGUUGGGUACCAAAAUUUGAGGAGCUGCCAAUUGUGAGUGAUGAGACAAAAUCAUCAAGAGAAGAAGCCCCAAAGUGUGAAUUGAAGCCUCUUCCUGCUGGACUUAAAUAUGCUUUUUUGGGAGAAGAUGAGACCUAUCAUGUGGUAAUAUCUUCUAAACUAGAGCUUUUGCAUGAAGUUAUGUUACUUAAAGUUUUGAAAGAUCAUAGGACUGCUAUUGGAUGGACUUUAGCUGAUAUUAAAGGUAUUAGUCCUUUGGUUUGCCCACACAAAAUUUUUCUUGAAGAAGAUGCUAAACCAGUUAGGCAGGCUCAACGUAGACUAAACCCAACAAUGAAAGAAGUUGUACAAAAAGAAGUACUUAAACUUUGGGACGCAGGUAUCAUAUGUCCAAUUUUUGAUAGCAAAUGGGUGAGUCCUACACAGGUUGUUCCUAAAAAAUUAGGAGUCACAGUAGUUGAAAAUGAUAAUGGAGAAAUGGUACCAACUAGGAUCACUACUGGAUCGAGAAUGUGUAUUGAUUAUCGUAAAUUGAACUCAGUCACAAGAAAGGAUCAUUUUCCUUUACCAUUUCUUGACCAAAUAUUGGAAAGAGUUGCAGGGUGUAAAGAGAAAAAUUUGGUGCUUAACUGGGAGAAAUGCCAAUUCAUGGUCACAUCUGGCAUUGUACUUGGACACAUUGUUUCUCAUAAAGGAAUUGAAGUGGAUAAGUCAAAAAUUGAUUUAAUUGCUAAUUUGCCUAUUCCUAAAACUGUUAAAGAUAUUAGAUCUUUUUUAGGACAUGCAUGUUUCUAUCGGAGAUUCAUACAAAAUUUUAGUGCAAUUGCAAGGCCAUUGAAUAAUCUAUUGGAGAAAGAUGCUAAAUUUGAUUGGAAUUAUGCAUGUCAAGAAGCAUUUGAGAAAUUGAUUAAAAUGCUAACAUCAACUCCUGUAAUGCAGCCCCCAGAUUGGUCCAUGCCAUUUGAAAUAAUAUGUGAUGCUAGUGAUGGUGCUAUUAGGGCAGUGCUAGGCCAAAGAAAAGACAAGAAGCCUGUUGUUAUCUGCUACGCAAGCAAAACUUUGAAUAGUGCACAGAAAAAUUACACUACAACUGAAAAAGAAUUGCUUGCUGACAAGAAAGAAGUGGAGAAUGUUGUUGCAGACCAUCUUUCUAGGAUAUCUUUUCAGGAGCCUUCUGAAUAUUUGCCUAUAAAAGAUUCAUUUCUUGAUGAACAAUUGUUUGGUGUUUCUAAAUUCCUAUGGUUUGCUAACAUUGUGAAUUUUCUUGCUAUAGGUCUUAUCCCACCUCAUUGGACCUCACAAGAGAAAAAGAAAUUUAUGGUUGAGGUGAGAAAAUUCUUUUGGGAUGAUCCGUAUCUCUUCAAAUAUUGUCCCGACCAGGCUUGUGGAGGUCACUUUUCUUCCAAAAAGACUUCGGCCAAAAUUCUUAAAUGUGAAAAUGUAUUGUCCAGGUUUGGUACUCCUAGAGCGAUCAUCAAUGAUGGAGGAUCACAUUUUUGCAACCGACCAUUUGAAGGUUUGAUGAAAAAAUAUGGGAUAACCCAUAAGAUUUCCACUCCAUACCAUCCACAGACAAAUGACCAAGCAGAACUUGCAAACAGGGAAAUCAAGCAAAUUUUGGAAAAGACGGUGAAUCCAACCCGGAAGGAUUGGUCAUUGAGACUAACUGAUGCCUUGUGGGCAUACCGUACUGCAUACAAAUCACCUCUUGAACAUAAAGCAUAUUGGGCUAUCAAAUUGUUUAACUUUAGUCUUGGAGAUGCAGGUACCUUGAGAAAACUCCAAUUGAAUGAACUUGAGGAAGUCAGGAAUGAUGCAUAUGAGAACUCACGAAUUUACAAAGAACGGCCUUUCAUUGUUAAAAAAGUUUUCCCACAUGGGACUGUUGAAGUUGAGGAUCCCAAGAAUGGAAAUAUUUUUAAGGUUAAUGGCCAACGACUUAAACCUUACUUGGGGAGAUGUGUUCCAAAAGAUGAGACAGUUUCUUUGAACGAACCUGUUUACCAGGAUUGA
Messenger RNA from Prunus armeniaca (apricot), 2160 nucleotides. Lineage: Eukaryota; Viridiplantae; Streptophyta; Magnoliopsida; Rosales; Rosaceae. The record is from the annotation of a GenBank genome assembly.